AUGCCAUGGAAACCUGUUUAUAAGAAUAAGAAAGAAUUGAAAAAUGAACGUACAAUAGUUCUUCUCUUAGGUGGUUCAAUUUAUGAUGAUAGUGCUGGUGUUCGAAUUACUAAUCGUCGCCGUCGUGGUGACGAACAUUCUCGUAAAAAACAAGAUGUUCAUUUAGAAGAACAUUUAUGGCAACGAGAUUUUCAUGCAAUUACACGAUUCUUUGAACAAACCAAUGCUUCUGUUUGGCGAUGUGUUCCUACACGUCUUUAUAGUUCACGAAAUGAAGCAUAUGAUUUGAUUAAUGAAUUCUUUCAACUUGAUAAUGAUAAUAAUAAAGGUGAACGACGAACAUUUCUUAUUUAUUGGUGUGGUCAUGGAUUAGAUAAUUCAGGUAAUUGGGGAUUUUCAUAUGGUGGUGAAAUUACUUGUCAAGAUAUUAUCAAUGCUUGGCGUUCUCGUCCAAUUGCUGAUAACUACGAUGAUAUAUCAUCAUUAACAAUUAUUGCUGAUACAUGUUAUUCAGGUGGAUGGAUUGAUGAACUUAAACAACAAAAUAUUCCACGUCUUGCUUAUCAAGCAGCAAGUCGAGCUAAUGAACCUGCAUAUGUUGUUGAUGAUGGAAAUAUUCCAAGAAGUUUACUUAUGCGUAAAUUUAUUAUAGAACAAAACUAUCCUAUUGAAUGGUAUAUAUGGACAUGUGCUGAUCAACAUCCAGUAUAUUUAUGUGAUUAUGCUGAAAUAGAAGAUGGUCAAGAUUUAAAUGAUGGACAACGACGAACAUUAGUUCGUGGUGGUCCCUAUUAUUUUUUCACUGUCGAUAGACAUUGGACAACAAAUGGAAAAAUGUCAAAUAAAGAACUUAAAAAUGAACUAAACAAACUAUCAAAAUAUGGUGUAUUUAUUGAUAAUCUUUGA
Molecule: messenger RNA, 906 nt
Organism: Adineta steineri
Lineage: Eukaryota; Metazoa; Rotifera; Eurotatoria; Adinetida; Adinetidae
Source: the annotation of a GenBank genome assembly